GUCCUUUAUAGUUACCCCCAUCCUGAAGUGUCCAGCUAGUGUUGUUUUAGAUCCACUUCUUCUUCCCUGGGCUCUAAUUCAUGAUAUUAGCAUUCCCAGAAAUGCACUGCUUCUUGUUCUUUUUCUUCUGUUGUGACCUUCGACCGUGUGACGUCAUCGGCCAGUGUUCAUGUUGCAUUCUGGGUACUGGAAUGUUGAAACGGCCCUGGGAGCUUAGGGAACCCUCAUGGAGCUCUAAAUAAGGCCUCAACAGGCCACAGGAAGCCUUGUGCGCUGAUACAAACGGGCCAACAUAUUACUGAAGAGCUAGAAAAAAAAAAAAAAAAAAAAAAAAAACACCAGGACAUCCAGAUGAUGGUAAAAAUAAGCUGGGAAGAUGACAGGGCUAAGUCAGCUAAUUUUCCCCUUUAAGAUCAUGCCAUUUGUGGAGUUUGUUGCAGGAUGGAUUUCUGGAGCCCUGGGAAUAAUGGUUGGUCAUCCUUUGGACACAGUAAAGGUGCGGAUACAAACUCAGGUGCAAUAUAAAGGAAUUAUAGACUGCAUUGCAAGGACAUACAAGAAUGAAAAAAUUUGGGGUUUCUUUAAAGGCAUGAGUUACCCAGUCCUCAGCACUGCUUUAUGUAAUUCCGUACUUUUUGGCUCCUAUAGCAAUGCUACGCACUACCUCAGAAUAUACAGGGAGCAAGACGGUACUGCUACCCUCAGUAACUUUGAUGUUUUUUUGUCAGGAUGCUUUGGAGGACUUGUACAAGUUCUAGUCUCAGCUCCUGUUGAUCUUGUUAAAGUACGGCUUCAGAACCAAACACACCACUAUAAACAUCAUCUUGUGGCUGGAGGGACCCCACCUAGAUAUAAAGGCCCAUUACACUGCACAGUGAUCAUUUUAAAAGAAGAGGGCGUUAAAGGAUUGUACCGAGGAGCCCUGGCACUGACUUUACGUGAUGUUCCAACAUGCGGUAUUUACUUUACGACAUAUAAACUUCUGUGUAGAGCAAUGACAGAGAAAGACAAAGACCCUGAUACACUGACAACACUAGUUGCUGGAGGCAUGACUGGGAUUUUCUCAUGGACAGCUGCCACACCGAUGGAUGUGAUAAAAGCACGGAUGCAAAUGGAUGGAAUAGAAAAAGUAAAAUAUCGUAGUGUCUUUGACUGCAUUUUGACCAGCAUAAAACAGGAAGGUGUAUGGGUACUUUGCAAAGGAAUGACUGUAAACUGUGUACGUGCAUUUCCUGUUAAUGCAGUCACGUUUCUCAGUUUUGAGGAGCUCAUGAAAAUUAUGGGUAGUCGUAGUCACUUUGGGAUAUGAUUACAGUAUGAUUCCUGAAUGGAAAAUGCAUUGCAACACUGCACUGGAACAAAUUGGCACAAUACAUUGGAAAACCAUGCUUUUCUGUGAACCUGUUCGUUACAACCUCCUUCAAAUUGACAGUGCCACAAAAGAAAAAAAAAGUUACACACAGAAAAGUAAAAAAAAAAAAAAAAUGAAUACAGCUUUUUAAUGUCUACUGCAAGCAUGGCUAAAUAUCUUCACUUGCCUCAGGCACUACAUUUCCAAUAAUAUUUGGGGCUCUGGCACACAUACUGUCAACUUCUCAGAAUUAUUCAAAUGCAACAAUAUUUUAAAAUUAUCUCUUAAGGAGAGCAUGAUGUAGACAAAUGUUGCUACAGUUGUAGCUUCAGACCAGUCAAUUUCUAAGCCUUCUUUAGUGUCUAUCCCUGGCAGAGAUAAAAACUCAGAAAGUAAGGGUCCCUUGGUCUAGUUCUUACAAUUCCACACUUGGCUUGUCUGCAAAAUCUACUGUCAAAGAGGUGGCUGCUACCUACUUAGCUGUGUCAUUGUUACCUCACUCAUGUUCUUGAGGAUGAUGAUCAAGAUGUCAUCUCCCUAAUAUCCAUACCUAGAAGUAAAAUUUAAGAAAUGAGCUGCCUGACUUAAGAAGUUGAGAGUUGGAUUUUAAGGCAGGCGGGCACGUAAUAUCUAUCCGCUUAGCACAGAUUUGCAGAGUCUUCAGGGUCUGACGUUCAAAAUUAAUCCUGUGUUGUAGAUUGAUUUAGGACUGUAAUCCUAGUCCCCUCUAAACAGUUUCCUUGACUAAGUGAAGUUUGAGGCUAUUGGACUCUACUCAGGUCUGCUGAAUGACACAUAAGCAAGGAAAAGGAUUGAGAUGCACAACAGCUGUGCGAGUCAUAAGCAAUGAUUGAGCUACUGACACUUAAGA
Messenger RNA from Protopterus annectens (West African lungfish), 2222 nucleotides. Its product is annotated as solute carrier family 25 member 45-like. The record is from RefSeq and is a predicted model, not a curated record. Gene Ontology annotation, biological process: transmembrane transport. The transcript has 7 exons. Gene Ontology annotation, cellular component: mitochondrion. The coding region runs from base 377 to 1309 and encodes 310 amino acids. NCBI's taxonomy places the organism in Eukaryota, Metazoa, Chordata, Ceratodontiformes, Protopteridae. Gene Ontology annotation, molecular function: transmembrane transporter activity.